GACGAUCGUGCGUAAUGUUAGUAAUCUUGAUCCCGGCAGAUUAAAGAUCUUAAGAUUUGAAGGUUACGUUCACGUUGUACUCGUAACACGAGCGCGAAAUGAUUUCUACUUUUGCCUUGCAAAGAAUCGCGAUGACAAGAAUCGCUAGCAAGUUCUACAGACCGUGUCUUCGAACUAUAAGUAAAAGCUCCGCCGACAGCACUGUAGAGAUUAAUGAAACGGUGGAAAAUGACAUGCCCAUAAAAAUUCAAAACCCUUUUGUAAAGGAGAGACAGCAAUGUAUCUUGUGUAGAUUGAAUAUCGAACCAGAUUACAAAAAUGUAAGAUUGCUUUCUCAAUUUCAAAGUCGGCAUACUGGCAGAAUAUAUGAAAGACACAUAACUGGAUUGUGCAAACAUAAACAGAGAAGGAUAAAAGAAGAAAUUACAAAAGCUCAAUCUGCAGGUUUAAUGGCCUAUUGGACUAAAGAACCAAAGUAUGUCAAAGAUCCCCAACUAUUUGAUCCAAAUCAUCCAUUUAGACCGCAUAAAUAUUAGAGUAAUAACAGAUUAUAUAUAUAUAUAUAUCUUAAAAAAAAUUAGUGUAAUGGAAUUAGGCUAUUACAUUUGUAAAAUGAUACUGAUUGGUUGCCAUUGUAAGAAACUAACUCUUGGAAUCCUACAAAUUCUCUAUCUAAAGAUAACAUUUCAUGAGCAGUGAAAAGCAGCAGUAGUUUAGAAAGUAACUAGAAUUGGUGACGUAUUUCCGGCGCAAGUUUUUGCUGUUUGAAGUUCAUCCUGUUGAACAGCAAAGCAGUAAAACUUGCGUUUUAAAAUCUAUUUCAUGCAGCACUGCAAUUCUAUAAAAUCACCAAACAAUGCUAGUUAGUUACUAAACUGCUGCUGCUUUUCACUGCUUAUGAAAUGUUACCUUAAUAGUUAAUUUGUACAUUCGGCAGACUUCACAUAAAUUUUUGAUGAAUCUAUCACCCUUAAUCUUUUUUAAUAAUAAAUACUUGAAUAAAUGUAACAACUAUGAAU
Cataglyphis hispanica is the source of this 1019-nucleotide messenger RNA. RefSeq names its product 28S ribosomal protein S18c, mitochondrial (gene mRpS18C). Gene Ontology annotation, biological process: mitochondrial translation. Gene Ontology annotation, molecular function: structural constituent of ribosome; small ribosomal subunit rRNA binding. The coding region runs from base 99 to 536 and encodes 145 amino acids. Gene Ontology annotation, cellular component: ribosome; mitochondrial small ribosomal subunit. The transcript is spliced from 3 exons. The record is from RefSeq and is a predicted model, not a curated record. NCBI's taxonomy places the organism in Eukaryota, Metazoa, Arthropoda, Insecta, Hymenoptera, Formicidae.